AUGAAGUUCAAUCUCGCCAUUGCAGGAGCUGUGCUCCCCUCCAUCGCCAUGGGUUUCCCCCAGAUGAUGGGUGCCAACAAGGAGGACAUGAUCAAGAUGCUUCAGGAGAGAUCUGCCAAGGAGCAGAUGGCCAAGAGAGAGCCCGAUCUCGUCUCUGGCCUGACUGGCGUUCUCAGCAGCGUAGUCAAUGAUGUUAGAGGUCUCNUUGGGUACGUGCAGUUACUUACAUAUCAGAUGAGCCAAGCUAACAUUUCCGAAGGAUCUAUCGCCGAGGGUCCCUUGAACCCCGACGACAAGCGUCCCGAGCCUGGCUACGAGUUCCAGGCACCUGGCCCUAACGACAGCCGUGGUCCUUGCCCUGGUCUCAACCUUCUCGCCAACUAUGGCUACUUGCCUCGUGAUGGCCAUGUGAACUACGGCCAAGUCUUGGAAGCCACUGCACGUGGUUUCAACAUGGGCGCCGACCUUGCUACGGUCCUGGCCGUCUUCGCCAUCCUGACCGAUGGUGACAUUGCUACUGAGUCCUGGUACCUCGGUGCUGGCCCUGGCAACGUUGGCGGACUGAACCGUCAUUCAACCGUCGAGGCCGACAUCUCUCCCCACCGUGAGGACUACUACACUGGCUGUGGUAACAACCACGCAGUCUCGUCUCGCCUUGUCAAGCAAGGUGUUGCCAUUGCUGCAGCUGGCAGCGGCAAGUACGACAUGGCAACCAUGGCUCAGCAGUAUGCCAAGACCGCCGACUUCAGCAAGCAGUACAACCCCUACCUCUACGCCUUCCCCUUCCCUCAGAUCGUCUCUCUGGGUGCCUUCGCUUUCUACCCCAACUUCUUCAGCAACGGCACCUAUGGUCUCGGUGGUGUUCCCAACUACGAGUCCGUCUCUAGCAUCGUUGGAUGGGAGCUUCAGGACUCUGGCGAGUUCGCGUACGUUCCUGAGAAGUGGCCUGAGAACUGGUACCGCCGUAGCACCCCUUACGGUGCCGUCCAGGCUCUCACCGAUGCCUAUACCCAGAUCUACCCCUCGAACAUCGUUGUCCCCGGAGCCUCUACCCUCCUUACACCAAACUUCAACGUCACCACCCUCCUUUGUGACAUCUACCAGGGCAUCAACUCCAUCACCCCCUUGGGUCUCUCCGGAGAUGAGCAGGAUGCUGCUGAGGCUGCCAGCUGGGCCGUCGGUAAGCUCGCUCCCGCACUCGGUGUUGGCGCUCUUGGCUGCGCUUUGGACGCUCUUUCGCCCGAUGCACCCGCCCUCCUCUUCCCCAGCGCCAGCAAGACUGGUGGACCUAUCAACUCUCCCUCGGCCCAGGCUUCCAACGCUGGCAACAACGUUUACAACAAGGUGUACUUCCCUACUGCACCUACCACUCCUGCCUGCAGCGCCGCCGCCGGUGUUUCUAUUUAA
Messenger RNA from Aureobasidium musti, 1407 nucleotides. NCBI's taxonomy places the organism in Eukaryota, Fungi, Ascomycota, Dothideomycetes, Dothideales, Saccotheciaceae. The record is from the annotation of a GenBank genome assembly.